AUGGAUUCCGAAGGUGUCAAGAAAGCCAUCGUGCAGGCCACUCUCCAAGAGACCAACACAGCCAACGCCCGUGCUCUUAUCGAGGGUAUCACCGGCAGCUGUUUUGAGAAGUGCGUUCCCAAGCCCGGCACCUCCCUCUCCUCGAGCGAAAAGACCUGCAUGUCCUACUGCGUCGAGAAGUACAUUGCGUCCUGGAACGAGGUCAACGGCACCUACAUCCGGAGGUUACGGCAAGGGGCUGAGGGAAACCACUAA
Molecule: messenger RNA, 255 nt
Organism: Podospora anserina S mat+
Lineage: Eukaryota; Fungi; Ascomycota; Sordariomycetes; Sordariales; Podosporaceae
Exons: 2
Coding region: 1-255 (84 amino acids)
Source: RefSeq, a predicted model, not a curated record